GUGCGUGUCUCAAUCCCCCGGUCGCCGGCGAUCCGAUGUGACGUCACCGAGAGGCGGGGAAUCGGGAGGGGCCAGCGGCGCGCGGACCUGCAGCCGUGUGAUGUGAGUGAGAGAGAGAGAGAGGAUUGGGAGGAAAGAUGGUGGAGGAUCCCGGAGCGCCGCUCUCCGCAUGGACCGAGCCCGUCGACUGAACCCUUGCACUCGCUGACAGAGUGGACCCCCAAACUGAUGAUUUUCCCAAACGGAAUCUGAUGGGACCAAAACUUUAUAUAGAUCCUGCUUCUAAACUGGACCCAAAUUUCUCUAUUUGGGGACCAAGGAUCCAAGACACAAAACCGGCCCAUUUCACUAUUUCAUUGUCAUUCAACACCAGAACCUAGAAUCUCAGUUGGACUCAAGCUCCCCACCCACAAUCGCUGAACCUUUCACCCAGGCUGCUGCAGAGACUUUUUGCUGAGCUCCUCACAAGGGAAGCUCCAGAGAAACCAAGCUACUCCACUCAUCCCAGAAACAGACAGAUAAAUGACCCUGGAAGUCUGUGCCUUGCAUCACGUGACCCCCAGACGGAAGGAGGGGAUGUGUCCUGUGUAGGCACGCGCUUCCGUGGCAGCCAUGAACCACCUGAAGGAGGCGGAGCAGGAGGCAGACCCUGGCAAUUGUAGCAUGGAGUUGAACGAGGCGGCAGAGGCUGACCUGGGAGGGUGCGACAUGGAGAGGGAGGAGAGGCAUCAGCUGCAGGCCCCGUCCCACCACCGGCGCAGACAGGACAACGGCAGCGUGCCUGGAGGAGAAGGUGCUGUUCGCCCAAGUCGACCCUGUCAGCAGAUCAGCCGUGGCACGGAGUCUGCCUCCGAAAGGCAGACGCAUCAUCAUCACGCGGCUCCCCGCUACCGCCGCUACGACGGCUCUGCCGGAGGUGGCAGCAGCGCCCGUAUCCAGCGCAGAUCCGCAGAGGAGGCUGAAGCGGAGCAGCAGCAGGUGCAGAAGUCAAUCCCACGUUCAGGUGUCACUCGCUACCGUCGGCAGGGGGACAACGAGGCGCGUGUCCGAGCCCAGCAGCAGAGGCAAAGGCAAAGGCAGCUGCAGCAGAGGGAGGCGGAGAGGGUGGAGUUGCCACCUGUGGUCCCGCCACCUGUGGUCCCACCCCCUCCAGAACACGAGGACCCUGAAGAUGAUGAGGGUGGGGCAUCCAGCCUGGCUCGCUCUGCCAGUACGGAGAGCGGCUUUCACAACCACACGGACCGGCCGGAGGGCGACGCAGUCAUGGCCCUUGAGCCCGAGCGGGAGGACGACAGUGUGUACGGCGUGCCUUUCCGCCCCGAGGCCGAGGAGUACACAGAGAGUGCGGAAGCUGAGCAGCACGGAGGGGUGGGCCAAGCCCACGGGCAGCCGCAGCCCCACUACCCACCGCAGCCACCCCCGCUCCCCCGGGAGCCCCUGCCCCAUGUGGAGAGGCCCCUGAGCCAGGACAUGGAGGCCCUCAACCCCACCUACUCCAGCUAUGUUUACACCCAGCAGCUGUACCAGGGCUCUGGUGUGGAGGGAAGGGGGUCAGGGGCCCCAGAUGAUGAACCGUAUGCUGAACCGUAUGCCAGCUACGGGAUGCAGGAGCAUGUGUACGAGGAGAUCGGCGAUGCCUCUCCAGCAGAGCCGGAGGGAGAAAAGGAGACUCCGCAGCAGCGUAGGGCUGGGUUCCGCCUCUUUGAGCAGGACAGCUACCGGCAGCAAGAAGCGGUGGGGUCCCGCUUGCACCACUAUGACGAGCGCUCUGACGGCGAAUCCGACAGCCCCGAGAAGGAGGCCGAGUUUGCGCCCUACCCUCGCAUGGACAGCAUGGACCAGGAGGAGGACAUAGACCAGAUUGUGGCCGAGGUCAAGGAAAGUCUGAGCUCCCAGAGCCUGGACCGGGUGGCCGCAGCCGAGGAGGAGUGGCCCGAAUCGGAGCACAACUCCAAAGGCGAGCUGCCAGAGGACAAGCCCCUGGGUGAAGAAGGGGAAAUGCCGCCCACCACCAGCCCCUCUGAGGACCCCCUGCCGCAGAGGCACAGCAGGGAGAAGCGUGAUGCCAUCUCUCUGGCCAUUAAGGACAUUAAGGAGGCUAUCGAGGAGGUGAAAACGAGGACGGUGCGUUCCCCGUACACCCCCGACGAGCCCAAAGAGCCCAUCUGGGUCAUGAGGCAAGACCUCAGUCCAACAGGGGAGUGUGACCUUCAGCCACCGCAAGGGGGAGAUUCUCCAGGGUCGGGCUCCACCUCGCCGCAGGGGGCGGGAUCCUCCAGCAGACACCCGCAGCUCCAGGAGAGCAGUGACAGCUUCGAGGCCUCGUCUCCCGCCGGCAAGGAGUCCAGGAAGAGCCUGGCUUCCUUCCCCACCUAUGUUGAAGUACCUGGCCCCUGUGAUCCAGAAGACCUCAUUGAUGGCAUCAUCUUUGCUGCCAACUACCUGGGUUCCACCCAGUUGCUCUCAGACAAGACCCCCUCCAAGAAUGUGCGCAUGAUGCAGGCUCAGGAGGCGGUCAGUCGCAUCAAGACGGCCCAGAAAUUAGCCAAAAACAGGAAGAAGGCCCCGGAAGGCGAGGCCCAGCCCAUGACGGAGGUGGACCUCUUCAUCUCCACCCAGAGAAUUAAAGUGCUGAAUGCGGACUCCCAGGAGACCAUGAUGGACCACCCAUUAAGGACCAUCUCAUACAUAGCAGACAUCGGGAACAUCGUGGUGUUGAUGGCCCGCCGCAGGAUGCCCCGCUCCAACUCACAGGAGCCGGUGGAGGCCUCGGACCCAGCCCAGGAUGAGAAGCGCCAGUACAAGAUGAUCUGCCAUGUCUUUGAGUCUGAGGAUGCUCAGCUCAUAGCGCAGUCCAUAGGACAAGCCUUCAGCGUGGCCUACCAGGAGUUCCUACGUGCCAAUGGCAUUAACCCUGAGGACCUGAGCCAGAAGGAGUAUAGCGACCUUCUCAAUACACAGGACAUGUACAACGAUGACCUCAUCCAUUUUUCCAAAUCCGAGAACUGCAAAGAUGUUUACAUAGAGAAGCAAAAGGGGGAGAUUCUGGGUGUGGUCAUUGUAGAGUCUGGCUGGGGCUCCAUCCUCCCCACUGUGAUCAUUGCCAACAUGAUGCAUGCUGGCCCGGCAGAAAAGUCAGGCAGGCUCCACAUUGGUGACCAGAUCAUGUCCAUUAAUGGAACAAGUUUGGUGGGACUGCCUCUGUCUACCUGCCAGAGCAUCAUCAAGGGUCUCAAGAACCAGUCGCGGAUAAAGCUCAACAUUGUCAGAUGUCCGCCAGUGACCACAGUUCUCAUCAGGAGGCCAGAUCUGAGAUACCAGCUGGGCUUCAGCGUACAGAACGGCAUUAUCUGCAGCCUCAUGAGGGGGGGGAUUGCGGAACGGGGUGGGGUUCGAGUCGGCCACCGCAUCAUCGAGAUCAAUGGCCAGAGUGUCGUGGCCACACCCCACGAGAAGAUUGUGCACAUCUUGUCCAAUGCUGUUGGAGAGAUCCACAUGAAGACCAUGCCAGCUGCCAUGUACCGCUUGCUGACUGCUCAAGAGCAACCUGUUUACAUCUGAGGUUGACUGAU
Molecule: messenger RNA, 3572 nt
Organism: Scleropages formosus (Asian bonytongue)
Lineage: Eukaryota; Metazoa; Chordata; Actinopteri; Osteoglossiformes; Osteoglossidae
Gene: apba1a
Product: amyloid beta (A4) precursor protein-binding, family A, member 1a
Exons: 14
Coding region: 613-3561 (982 amino acids)
Biological process (GO): chemical synaptic transmission
Cellular component (GO): plasma membrane; cytoplasm; dendritic spine
Molecular function (GO): amyloid-beta binding; protein binding
Source: RefSeq, a predicted model, not a curated record